Messenger RNA from Centrocercus urophasianus (Greater sage-grouse), 3139 nucleotides. It is a transcript of the gene ENOX1, whose product is annotated as ecto-NOX disulfide-thiol exchanger 1. Gene Ontology annotation, biological process: ultradian rhythm. Bases 389 to 1918 code for a protein of 509 amino acids. Lineage: Eukaryota; Metazoa; Chordata; Aves; Galliformes; Phasianidae. Gene Ontology annotation, cellular component: external side of plasma membrane; plasma membrane. Gene Ontology annotation, molecular function: RNA binding; protein-disulfide reductase activity. The transcript is spliced from 12 exons. The record is from RefSeq and is a predicted model, not a curated record.
UUCAUUUUGCUAGACUAAACAAUCUAAGCUCCUCUAAUCUCCCUUCAAGAAAAAAAAGAAAAAAGAAAGCCUCUUUCCAAACUGAUUUUUGUAGCCUUUUUCUACACCUGUUCUGUUUUCAUUUUGUGACGACAGUGACCAAACUCCAGCUUGCAAAACACAUUUGGCUUAUGAGCUUUUGCAAUGUGACUCUCUUGCUGAUUAUCCAGCGUUAAGUGCUGCUGCCCAAAACAUAAGAAAAACAUCUUGCUGGCAAUAUGAGAGCCUAAUGAGCUGUAUGUGGGCCCUGAGUUCGAUGACAUCCCAUCUCAAGAUGCUGCUAAGACAGUAGCAAAUUAUUGCUAGCUGAAGAAGUCUAACAGGAACAAAAGGAACUGGUGAAAAAGCGAUGGCUGCUGCAGCUGAUGGUUUGGGAAGUAUAGCUAUAGAUACCACGCAACUGAACAUGUCAGUCACUGAUCCAACAGCUUGGGCCACAGCUAUGAAUAACCUAGGGAUGGUUCCAGUAGGUCUAGCUGGACAACAGCUUGUGACAGAUUCAAUCUGUGUACCAGGCUUUGAUCCAAGCCUUAGCAUGAUGACUGGAAUCACUCCGAUUAACCCAAUGAUACCAGGCAUGGGGUUAGUGCCACCGCCACCGCCAACAGAUGUGCCUGUAGUCAAGGAAAUAAUUCACUGCAAAAGCUGCACACUCUUCCCUCCAAACCCAAAUCUUCCACCACCUUCAACAAGAGAGAGACCUCCUGGGUGUAAAACAGUGUUUGUUGGAGGAUUACCAGAAAACGCAACAGAGGAAAUUAUUCAGGAAGUCUUUGAGCAGUGUGGAGAUAUAACAGCAAUUCGGAAAAGCAAGAAGAAUUUUUGUCACAUUCGUUUUGCAGAGGAGUUCAUGGUUGAUAAAGCCAUUUACCUUUCUGGUUACCGCAUGAGAUUAGGAUCUAGCACAGACAAAAAGGAUUCAGGCCGCCUUCAUGUUGAUUUUGCUCAGGCAAGAGAUGACUUUUAUGAAUGGGAAUGCAAACAAAGAAUGCUGGCCCGAGAAGAACGCCACAGACGUAAAAUGGAAGAAGACAGACUGCGCCCUCCUUCUCCUCCAGCAAUAAUGCAUUAUUCUGAACACGAAGCUGCUUUGCUGGCUGAAAAAUUGAAAGAUGACAGCAAGUUUUCAGAGGCCAUCACAGUGCUGCUAACCUGGAUUGAGCGAGGCGAGGUGAAUCGUCGCUCUGCAAACCAGUUCUAUUCAAUGGUGCAGUCUGCAAACAGCCACGUUCGCCGUCUCAUGAAUGAAAAGGCCGCUCAUGAGCAAGAGAUGGAGCAAGCCAAGGAGAGUUUUAAAAAUGCCUUAACAGGGAUCCUGACUCAAUUUGAGCAGAUUGUCGCCGUUUUCAACGCUUCUACCAGACAAAAAGCUUGGGACCAUUUCUCGAAAGCCCAGCGAAAGAACAUAGACAUUUGGCGAAAGCAUUCUGAGGAGCUCCGAAAUGCUCACAGCGAACAGCUCAUGGGAAUCCGCCGGGAAGAGGAGAUGGAAAUGUCUGAUGAUGACAGUGGUGACAAUCCCAGUAAAAAGCUGAGAGUAGAUGAUUCAGCUCUAGCAGCCCAAGCAUACGCGCUUAAGGAAGAAAAUGAUAGUCUUCGAUGGCAACUGGAUGCUUAUAGAAACGAAGUGGAGCUUCUGAAGCAAGAGAAAGGACAGCUCUUUCGAACAGAAGAAAGCCUUACAAAGGAUCAGCAGCUGCAGUUCCUACAGCAGACGAUGCAAGGCAUGCAGCAGCAAUUGCUGAGCAUCCAGGAAGAAUUAAAUAACAAAAAAUCAGAGCUGGAGCAAGCCAAGGAAGAGCAAACGCAUACACAAGCAAUGCUUAAAGUACUGCAGGAACAGGACUGGUUUAGUGGCUCACACCGCCUUGCAUCAUGAGGAAUACAACAGGUCAUGGCCAUUUGCCUUAAUUGUCAGAUUAGCAACUGUGAGAAGGGACUGAUCCAUGGCUAGCUUUAGCUGUUGCUACCAGAUAGCAAAAAGAUGAUAGGAGUAACAUUGCAAUCAUACCAUGGUGGUAGUUGCCCAAGGCUGCUGUGUCAGACACAUAAUCAAAACAUAACAAUGUCCAUAUUCACCUGGAUUUUAAGUCCUACUGCCAUUCAAUGUCACAACUGUAUCAUCAGCAGUUAAAUUCAUUCCAAAUUCUUUGGAAAAAAAAACAGAUGGACACGAAGAGGAAAGAUCUAUUGACUGAUUCCCAUUUUCCCCCUUCCCCAAGUACCUACUUUGAAUUAGGCUGGAAAAAAUACAUCACUUUUUAAAUGGUGCUGACAGCUUCCUCUAAGAGUACAAACCUCCAUGGUUCACAGGCUCAGGAGAGCUGUAGUGUCUUCUCAACCACAGGAUGAAUGAUUAUAUAUUCACUGUGGCUCAAGACAUGAGCUAGGACCCUCCUUAAAUCUCUCAGGAAUGACUUUUCCAAUCACCCAUGUAAUCCUGGAUUUCCCCACAAAAGCCAGUUCAGGAGGAAAAAAUGUUGUGGACCAGGUCAUAAAUUUGAAAUUGGCAGCAUUUCCUCGAUUCUUCUUGCCAGUGGUUAAAUAAAAGAGACGUACUUCACUUCACUUCCUUUUCCAUCAUACCCAGGAGCCAUGUCAGUUAUUUAUAUGCAUCCUCAUGAAGGAAAAAUACAGUCAGUAGCAUUUUUUGGCAUCUUAAACAGCUCAAAAUAUAUCAUUCAAAAGUAAUCAUUAGCAAAACACUAUUUAGCUGGUGGCAACUUGCAAAUGUUGUAAAGUUUAAACUAAUAGGGACAAGAAUGGGAAAUGAAAUCAUUUGUUAUUCCUGAGAGCCAAUUCUGCACACUUUUUAUGCCUUGAAACUACUUUCUAAUCUUAUUAUUUAAAAAAUAAUGACCCAGUCUUAUUAUUUUCCUUUCUUCUUCUUCUUCUUUUUUUUUUUGGCCAACCUAUCAAGCCUUAAGUAUGUGGGUUUCAAAAUGGUUUGAGCAAAAUCUCAUUAGAAUUAUAUGCUCCAUCUGUUUUUCUCAUUGGAAGCUUUAUAAAACACUCCUUCAAAUAAAUCAAAGAUAACUGUGUGAAAUACUCAAGUAAUGUGCUUGUUUUGUUCUGUUUUGUGUUUUUUGUUGUUGUUGUU